AACAUGGCCGUCAGCAGGGAGUGAAUCCAGAGGUUGUGCAGAAGGAAAUCUGGCGGUAGUUUAGCGGGGACGCCGCUGCUGACAGAUGACGGGAGUGUUCAUAAAUGAUGAUCUGAGUCCUUUCCAUUAAUAAUAUUGUCCUAUAAAAGUCAGACCCAGACUGAUCAUCCAUCAGGAACAGAAGUGGAAUCAGCCUGUUUGCAGUGACUGAAACCGUGAGCAGCUCUUGCUACAUGCUAACUAUCGCUCAGAGUCUGGGUGCUGAGGCUCGUCUCACACUGGCAGUACUCGCAGGAUUGGCGUCUGGGGGCCGGGGGACGCGCUCGCUAUCCUCUGCCACCAGGGCCCGCGUCAGCACGGGAGUCUCCAGUGACAACCAGCGCUGCGCCUCCGCUCAGAGCAUGGUGAGGGGCAGGUGCUGCCAUGGAACUGCAAGAUAAAAAGCAGGAGGAAGGAGCAACUCCUCUGGGUCUCUCCACCUCCCAGGCUCUGGGAACCCUCCGGGACCAGCUCUCCAGCCUGCUGGAGCAGCACCAGAAGCUCGGCCAGCGCAGAUCCACCAUACAGGAACUAUGGACCAACAGUUUCCUUCACCACGGGGACCGUCACUCAUGCUUCCACUGGCCCGGAGCCGCCCUCACGCUGCUCGUAGUGGUUGGCUUGCUGUGUUGUCAUGGCAGCCAGCCAGAAGGAAGUCAAGGCAUAGAGCUGGUGAAUGCAGGUGCACUCUUCCUGCUGCUGCUGCUCAACCUCCUCCUGAUUGGGCGCCAGCAGAAACUGAAGAGGAGUGAAAUGGUGCGGCGACUGAAGUCCAUAAUUACAGAGCUGAACGCACAUUUGGAAGGCUGUAGAGGCCAGCCAAUCAGAUGGGCUCCCUCUCGAUACCCUGACCUGUACAUGCCUUCCUCUCCAUCCUGGUCUCUGCACUGGACUUACCGUGACGAGCAGCUGGUUAAUCUACCCGUCAGCCUGCUGGUGGAGGGGGAUAUCAUCGCUCUGAGGCCGGGCCAGGAGGCGUUUGUGUCUCUCAGGGGCAUUAAAGAUGAUGAACAUAUUGUGCUGGAGCCCGGAGACCUGUUUCCACCCUUCUCACCUCCCCCUUCCCCUCGAGGAAAUGACAGGAGGGGACCUCACAGCCCCCAGCAGUUCCGCCUGUUCAGGGUGGUCCGUACCCCUAUACUUGAGAAUGUCAGGAACAGUCUUGACCUCGCCCUAUCUCGACCAAUCACAGCACUCGAUAAUGAACGGUUCACGGUGCAGUCAAUCAUUGCUAAAUUCGCUUGCCCAGCAGUGCUGGUGGCCUUUUUAACUGUGAAUACAAUUCGCUACUUUUUUCUCGUUCCCAACCUCACUCCACCCCUGUUCAACUUCUUCCAGUUGCAGCUGAUGGGUGUGCUGCCCAUCCUACCUCUACUGUUCCCAGUCAUGUGGGUCCUGGUCAUCGCUUAUGGAGAGGCACGUGUGUUGGCCGAAUCCUGCCGUAACUCUCCAACAGGCUUGCUGGCUAAGUUCUCUGAGGACACACUAAGCAGCUACACGGAAGUGGUGUCCUCCAAGGAGAUGCUGCGCUGUGUGUGGAGGCACCUGGUUAGUGUCCUGAAGGGCGAGUCUCAAACGCUGUGCCACACCUCCAGUCUAUUGCAAAACCUGGGCUCAGUGACUGUAUUGUGCUGUGUGGAUAAGCAGGGAGUGCUGUCUUGGCCCAAUCCCAGCCCAGAGACUGUGCUUUUCUUCAGUGGGCGUGUCGAGCCACCCCACGACAGCCAGGACGACCUGAGAGAUGACCUGUCCAUCAACUCUUUCUGUCGUCUGGAAGGAGAGGAGGAUCGAGAUGAGGCUCAGGAAGGUGAGGCUCUCCUAAGUGUGUCUGCCUUUGAAGCCUCACAUCAUCUAACCAAUGAGCCUGAACCUUGUGAGGUGCUAAAUGAUGCUAUACGGUCCAGCGACAUGCAUCGUACACGCCGGGGUCCUCAGAACACACGUUCCAAACACCCGUCCGGCUCCAACGUGAGCUUCAGCCAUGAUACAGAGGGAGGAGAGGAGGAGAGUGGUCAGUUGUGUGGUAUUGAUGAUCUGUGUGAGGCGGACGAUUUUGUUUGUGACUAUCACCUGGAGAUGCUGAGCCUGUCCCAGGACCAGCAGAACCCUGUCAGCAUCCAGUUUGACGACUCGGGCUGGCAGGGCCACUUGUCCUCUCUGAAGCCGCUGGGCCUCAACAUCAUGCUGAACCUAUGCAACGCUACAGUCACCCAGCAGCUGUGCCGCUUCUCAGACCACCUGUCCAACCUGGCCCUGCAGGAAACCCAUGGUGCUGUGCUUCCUGUGCAUGUGCCCUGGGGCCUCUGUGAACUCUCCAGGCUUAUUGGUUUUACUUCAGGAGCGAGAGAGCUGUUCAAGCAGGAGAAUCACCUGGCCCUGUAUCAGCUCCCAUGUGGAGAGAAGGCCAGAGAGUCUGCACCACGCCGCCUGCACCACUUCAUCAAACGCCAGCCAACCAUCAGCCACCUGAUCAGCCUGCUGGUCCGAGACAGCACCACCAACAACGUGCAGAUGCUCUCCCACGGCUCGGCUGACCUCAUCCUGGAGGCCUGCACUGACUUUUGGGAUGGCACAGAUAUCUACCCGCUCUCUGGCUCUGACAGGAAGAAGAUCCUGGAUUUCUAUCAGCGUGCCUGUCUGGCAGGCUACUGCUCUGCCUUUGCCUAUAAGCCCAUGCAGGUUGCUCUGUCCAACCAGCUGAAUGGGAAGUGUGUGGAGCUGGCUCCAGGCCCCACUCUCUUCUCCGGGGUGGAUCUGCCUAGCACUACACCCAUCAAACACAAUAGCCGGCGCAAUAGCUGGAGUUCAGAUGAGGGCAUUGGAGAGGUUCUGGAAAAGGAAGACUGCGUUCAGGCCCUGAGUGGGCAGAUCUUCAUGGGCAUGGUGUCGUCACAGUUCCAGGCCCGCUUGGACACAGUGCGGCUCAUUGAGAACUUAGUGGGAGCAUGCAUACGCUUUGUCUACUUCUCCAGAGAGGACGAGCUACGUAGUAAGGUAUUUGCAGAGAAGAUGGGUUUGGAAACAGGCUGGAACUGUCAUAUCUCUCUAACCCCUAAUGGUGAUGGCCAUGGUGAUGGAGCUCCGUCCAGUCCCAGCCAGGCAGGCUCUGUACAUGAUGAUCUGCUGCAGGAUUCUCGGGAUGAUGCUGAGGGCCCGUUACUUCCUGAAGAUGGCCAGUCGGAUCUUGCCAGCUUUCAGCCCACAGACAGUGAUGUGCCCAGCUUUCUGGAGGACUGUAACAGAGCCAAGCUGCCUCGCGGUAUUCACCAGGUUCGCCCUCACCUGAAGAACAUUGAUAAUGUGCCUCUGCUGGUGCCCCUUUUCACAGACUGCACACCUGAAACUAUGUGUGAGAUGAUGAAAAUUAUGCAGGAGAACAGGGAGGUGACCUGCUGUUUGGGGAGCUCAGCUAACUUCCGCAAUAGCUGUCUGUUCCUGCAGAGUGACCUCAGCAUCUCUCUGGACCCCCUGUAUCCAUCACGCUGCUCGUGGGAGACGUUCGGGUAUGCUGCUGGCUGUGGGAUUGGUGAGGAACGAGAAGAGCUAACCCCACUGAACCUCAGCGCUCGCCUCAACAGCCUGGGCUGCUCUGUGUCUUUCCACCAUGGCGAGAGCGUCAGCAUCGUCAAACUCAUAGAGCAGGCCAGACACACCACUUCUGGGAUUCGCAAGUGCUUCCUUUUCCUGCUGCAGUGCCAGCUCACCUUGGUCAUCAUUCAGUUUUUGGCCUGUCUUACCCAGCUCCCCCCUCCAAUGAACAUAACCGACAUUCUGUGGCUUUCCUGUUUCUGUUACCCACUGCUGAGUGUGUCCUUAUUGGGGAAGGCUCCAGACAGCACUGUGAUGACAGUUGCCACUGGAAAGAAUCUGGAUGCCAUACCUCGAAAGACUCAGCAGUACUUCCUGGGCUGUUUCUUGCUCAAGUUUGGUCUGACUGUGUGUGCCUACCUGCUGGGUUUCGGCUUCUCUCUGCAGGAAGUGUGUGCGACAGCUGCAAACCACACCUGUGACUUCAUCAUUUCUGGUUACAGCUCACCUGAAGAUGCUCCACAGUGGUUUGGGGAGUUAUCUAAUGGCCUGCUACUCAUCCAAAAAGUCAUGGCAGGCUUCCUAGCUUUGCAUACUGUGAUGAUAUCUCUCAGCUAUGUGCAUCGUUCUCAGCCACUGUGGAGGAAGAACCCCUUCAGCAACAUAUGGUGGUGUCUCACAGUGCCUGUUGUGCUGUUGGGUCAGGUGGUGCAGGCUACAAUAGAUUAUCAGUUAUGGCAGGACAGGAGUGGUGGGCUGGUGUUUACAUUAAAAGAUGUGCCCAUGCUGGUCUGGCUGAUGAUGUCGCUGUCCGUUGUUGCAGUGGUGCUGAUCAAUGAGGCUGUUAAGCUACAUGAGAUCAGGGUACGUGUGCGCUACCAGAAACGUCAGAAGCUCCAGUUUGAGACUAAGCUGGGAAUGAACUCUCCUUUCUGAGCUGCUAAAGCUGCUAGAACACAGGACUGUCGUGAUUUAUAAGCUCACGGUUUCCAUUGAUGACCAGCAGUGGAGUGAGGGAGUCGCUCUCCUCCACAGUCUUCAGAAGAGUGCUCAGUGCCUGACUCAAACACUGACCCCCCACCUCUCCCCUCCCCUCUUCAAAUCCACCAAAACAUGGAGGAAAGCAUCUGUCCUUUCUUCAUGAUAUUAUUCUAGAGCUUUCAGUUUAAGUUCAGAUUAUCUUUAUUUUGCCUCCUGUUUUAGCUGCAUUUUAACAGUCACAACUGUAACGAAGAAAGGUUUUUUUUGUGUGGAAAUGGUGAGGGUUUUACAGUUUAUAAGAGUUUUAAACUCUGCUGAAAACUGUAAAAUAAUUAGGAAGGAUAGUCCCCAGACCCCUGUGGUCAUAAACCCUUCUUCUAGUUUCUUUAUCUGUUAAUUACCUUUGUGGUAGGUCGGACUGAACCCUGAAUAUUGAUAAUCUUGUAUAUAGAACAGUCUUUCAGCUUGUUUUGCUUUCACAUGCUGGAUUGUUUCUGGGUUAAUGUUGCUCAACACUGAAAAUCUGUUGAACACCCGGUCGGUCAGGUGGUUACUUCUGGUUGGUUUCUCCCUAAUUGUCUAUCUUGCAUCACUAAACACUGAGGAGCCUUUUUCAUCUUACAUCUAGUAGAUGAGACUGAAUGUGAAGAUCUCUUUGUAUGUUCUUUGAAAUACCUCAAAGCCAGUGUUUUUGCAGGGGGGGACAUUUUUUGCACUUACUGAAAGUCAAGAUGUUCUGUUAAAGAUGUCCUGAUGAGAGAAGCAUUUGAGAAUUAAUUUAUUGGAGUUGAAAGAACCCUCAGAACAACAAAGUCAGUCACAUGUUAUGGUCUGAUAGCAUAGGGAUCUGUAGGUACUGGAGGUAUGUGUUUGUUCCAGCAGCAUGUGGUGUGAUUUGAGUGCGUUUACAUGCAUGUUCAUAAUCCGGUUACUGCAGUUGUCUUCUUAUUCAGGUAGUCAUGUGAAGAGCAUACUCUAAUUUCUUAGAUGGGAGUAGUAUCUGAAAGUCAUAUUAGGAAAUUUGAUAAAGAGAGCUGGAUUUUAAGAGUGCAGGGAUACUCUUAAACCCUAUCCGGACAGGAUUAGUUUCUCAGGGGGACGUAUGUGAAAAACAUUUCACACUUCUACUCAGUGAUAAAACUCUUGCAUCCAGACUGCAGUUGAAAAAACAGGAGGACCAGUGUUUGUUUUUUUUUUUUGUUCUCGGUCACAUGACAUCACGUUCAGUAGCUCCUCCAUUUCCACUCGCUGUUGUGUUUACGUAGAUCUAUGUGGAAACCCGCCCCCAGAGUGUAAUUACGGUGCGUGGCAGUGGACAAAUAGCUAUUUUAUUAAACACGAGGUGACAAAACUCAGAGAUGUGCGUUCAGACAGUACUAAAACUACCGGAGGAACAGUAUCUAAUUCAGCCUGUAAUUUUCUUAGAGGAUGUCUGAGAGAAAAACACAUACAUGAUUGUACCGGACAGGAAUAAAUUCACAGAAGACCCCCAUAAAAGAGAAAAUUACCCCAGGACCCUCUGAAAAACUAAUCCCAUGUGAAAAGGGCUUUAACCUGAGUACCGUAUUCUCAGAUGUCUGCACAUGAGUGAAAACAGGAUGUGUUUCCAGAAAUAAGUAAGCAGCGUUUAACACAGCACCCCAAGAUGGAGCUAAAACACAGAAGGAUUUAAUAACUUAACUUAUUGGAUAGUAAAUCAUACGUUCACAGAAAAUUCAGUGUAUGGCUGCCUUUAUUCUGUGAUUUUAUUGGCUGGUUAUAAAGCAAAAAUUUGAUUACUGCCCGACUCAUUAUCUGAUUACCAGCACUCAAGUUCAUUUUGUUCUGCAGUAAUUAUUAAAUGCAUGUAAACGCACUCACUUGUGUGUUCUCUGGUCUUGGGGCAACACUAAAGGGAACCUGAUGAUGAGAUGCUGUAGAGCAUAGAUGGAUGAUGUACCAAGUUGACGGCCUAAAUACUAAACUAGUUAUCAGCUAGACAGUUGCUUUUCAUUAUAACAUUUUCAUAUUACAUUAUAACAUUAACAUUUCAUUAUUUCUUCUUCUUCUUACACAGGGAGAAAUGGUCAGAUCUCUGUUCGUAAGCUCAGCUGUGAAAGUAGAAGUGUACGAGUAAUAAUUAGAAGACAGGAAACUGGUUUAUUUUUAUAUUCUGUAAACAGGUGCCGUUUAAUACAACUAAAGAGGGCUUGUUCCAAUAGAAGAACACUUGAUCGUCAUCUGGCUCCACCCUGAACCUUUUUAACAUGGUCUAAAUUUGACUUAUGCUGUUUACAUAUGUGAAUGUCAGCCAGAACGGACUGAAUAUUUUGCAUACACACACACAUGCAUGCAUGAACUGAUAAGACAGUAAUGCUUGCCUGCAUUUGCAUCACACAGCUGGGGCUGGAUCACUUAAUAUCUGCAAUUCUGAACUGUAAAAAACAGAUUAGCUUUAAACAAAUUUUGUUAAGUUUAGAUUAUGUGUAUGAUACAUAGUCCCCUUUUUCCAGAGAGAGUCUUUAGUCUUAACUGGGUAAAGGGGCAGUUGGAGCGCAUUGCUAUUCUACCUCUUGUUGAUGGCCUCAAUUUAAUUCAGUCACUGUUUUAAUCUUAAUAUUAUACAAGGGGCUUCUGCUGAUUUGUUUGAUUAUGAUCUUUCUGCUCUUCCUGCAAGCAUUUCCCCUUUCCAAGAACACUGCAAUGUCUGUUCUGAGUGGUCUACGAUUAGAGAGGAUUACUGGUUUGAAUCCUGGGUUGCUGCUUGCAUCAGCAACCGGAGUCCGAGAGAGCACAGUUGGUCGUGCUCUCUCUUUCCCCACAUAACUCUUAGUGUGAUGUUCAGCACAGGCGUCUGGGGAUCUGGCGCUUUUCUUCAAGCGCACUGUGAUGCUGCAGCAGAGUCUGACUUUACAUGUAUCAGAGGAGGCAUGUGCUGGUCUUCGCUGUCUUAGAGUAGGAAGCAUCACUAGUGAUAAGCGGAGUUCAUAUGAAGGGGGAUUGUGUUAUUUGCCAUGCAAACUGGGAAGAAAUCGGGUAAAGUUAGAAAGGAUGCAGGUUUUCAUUCUAAAAAUGCAGCAGUGUGUCUUUUUGCACUUGUUAAAAGCUGUUGGUCAGUCUUUAAACAUUCAACAAACUGAUCAAAUGAGCUUCUGCUUGUCUGAAAUGAAGACCUGCAGCCAUACCAGCCAUUGCAGAUAUGAUUAGAGGCUUGAGAACACUCUAGAAAGAAGAGACGGUGCUUCAUGUGGUCGUUAUCUAUGCCAUUAUUGUGAAAACCUUGUUUAACCUUUUGAAAUAAAAGCUAUUUACAGAUUAAUUUAUCGUUCUACAAACAUAGAUAUUUAUCUCUGUUAAAAACAUGCUUUUUUAUGGAUCCAAAUUUAGUUAUUUUGUGUUUUGUUGCUUAAAGGACCAUUUAAUGAAGCACCUUUAUGUUUUUAAGAGUGUCCUUUACUUUAAUACAUAAAGCCCAUCGAAUAAUUACUGUUUCUCUCAGUCUAAUCCAUUUAUCCUUUUCUAAUGGAUUUCUAAUCAAAUCAUUGUUCUUCUCUUUGGAUCCUUAUUGGAAAGGGGUACUUUAAAUUUCUGAGGGAUGAUUUUAGUUCUCUUUUCAUGACCUAUAAGCAACUUUUACUGUAGAUACUGUAGUAUUGUAAGUACUUAUUCCUGUUGGUUAUACCUGAUUCAAUCAUACCAGUCUUAACCCGUCUUCAAACUAGUCUUUGCAUUUGAUUAUUUAUUUAUUUCACGCCAUCUUUUGGAUCUCUAUGAAUCAUAUAUAUUUAAACGGGACUUCACACAAAUGCAGUGUGAAUGUGUUCUGCCUGAGGAGAAUGUGUUUGCCAUAUAUGUGCAAAAUAUCAUAGCUUUACAUUGUUGCAUAGUUGUGCAUAUUUCUAUAUUCCAUGCGUUGAUUACUUAUCAGCCUGUAGUUUCACUAAUCUGAUUUUUCAAAGGAACUGCUUACAGUGUGUACAUACAUACAUACACACACACACACACACACACAGAAUGUUCUGAGGCCCUGAUGCCACAGUGCUUUUUUAGCAUUGUGCUACAUGUUCACCUCAGGGCAGUUUAGGGCAUAUGUUGCACAUGCACCCACUCAUGAAUCCGGCGUGGCACGGUGGGGCAGGGAAACCCAGUGGGCAUUGACAAUAGUGUAGUGAGAAGUUUUAGACUGGUGCUUUAGUGCUGGAAUAAUAAGGCGUAAUGCAAAAGGUGACAUAUCUUAAGUAAAAAGAGGGGAGGAGUUUGUUGAAAAAGCACUGAUGUUCUGUAUGUACAUACAUAUGUACUAUAUAAUCACCUUAAAACAUAUAACUAUUGUUUUGUUUUUACUAUCCCUGUUCAUUUUGAGAUUUUAUUGAAUAUAUAUUUUAUUUUUCGCUGAGAUUUCUGCAUGAUAAUGACAUUACGAAUGCAAUGACGUUGCAACCUUACAGUUUUUGUCCUCUUUUUAAGUUUGGUAACUCCAUCUUGCAUGAACUGCAGGGGUUGCUGGUGCUUCCAACGUUUAUAUCAGCCUCACCCUGCCGUAACAGCCAGGCUCAGCUUCUCUACUCUACACAUGUGUGUGCAAAUAAAUGAUCAGAACAAAACCUGUACUGGUUUACGCCAACUAUUAUGAGUAAUUUUGCUAUUUAUGAAUGUUCACCAAAUGUAUAAAUGUUGUACAUUUUGUAUUUUUUUAAGAUGUCUUUAAAUUGUUUUUUUGUUGUUUUUUUUCCAAAAUGAUUUGUGAGCCAGUUUGUAAAUAAAUAUGAAAAUUUAAAACA
Molecule: messenger RNA, 9308 nt
Organism: Astyanax mexicanus (Mexican tetra)
Lineage: Eukaryota; Metazoa; Chordata; Actinopteri; Characiformes; Acestrorhamphidae
Gene: tmem94
Product: transmembrane protein 94
Exons: 32
Coding region: 424-4503 (1359 amino acids)
Molecular function (GO): nucleotide binding
Source: RefSeq, a predicted model, not a curated record